AUGCUCUCCUCCCGUCCCGUCUCCACCUCGUCCUCCUCGACCGCCUCGGCAUCGAUCCGCGCACCACCCGUCUCCUCCUCUCCCCGACCAGCCGGUCAAAUCUCCUCCGCCGCCGACUUGACAGCUUCAGUCCGCCGAACAACAGGCGACCGCCCGCCUCCUCUGGUCGGAUGCAGCGUCACCCUUGUCGGCGAGGACGAGGUGUACGUCUUUGGCGGCCGACUGGUCCCGACUCGAACGAUGGUUGCGACGCUGUACUGCCUCGACUUGCGGACGCUCGAGUGGCGGAAAGUUUGGCCUGCGAAGGCUGUGGGUGAGGCGGUUCCGAGCGAGGACGAGCCGAGUCCUCCUGGCGCCUUUGGAGGCGGAUCGUCGGACGAGACGGAGACGUUUGCGCCUCAAGCGCGCUACUUCCACAGCGCAUGCGCGUGGGAAGACAAGCUCGUCAUCUUCGGCGGCGAGGGGUACGGGCCGACCGCACCUGGUACGACACCCGACACGCCUUCGCCCGAAAACGACCCGACUUUGGCGCUCAAGACAUUAGACGACGUUUGCAUUUGGGACACAAAGGCGGGAAAGUGGAUUGAUGGAGCGACGACUUGCAAGGAGGGAGUCGAGCAGCCCGCGGCGAGGUAUGCGCACCUGGGCGUCGUAACGAGCGUCAAAGUCGAGGAAGGGGAGGGCGAGAAGAGCGAGGCGAGGGAGAAGGCGGUCAUGCUCGUCAUGGGCGGUCAGGACAUCCGCAAUACUUACCUCCACUCGAUGAACGUGCUCGACCUCAAUUCGAUGACCUGGAUCCAGGCGAGCAAUUGGGACCGACAUAUUGGGACUUACCGAGCCGUCGCGACCUGUCCUCGCUACACUGUCGUCCCGACUGCCGUCUCGCAGCCUGUCCCCGCUUCGUCAGACGAAAUCGUAGAUGAUGCGCAGCGAGCUGUACGAGGCGAACGCGGCGCGGAGAAAGCCCUCGGCUUGAAUGAGGGCGAGUCGCUCAUCCAGCUGUCGCACUCGACUAUCCCGCCCGCAUCCGACCCAGAACCCCUCAUCCUCUUUUCCAACUUCAACUUCACCCAAGUUCGUCGCGACCUCGACCUCCUCACGUCUCCUCUCUCGCCUUCGAACCCGCUCGAGGCAACUUCCCUCUCGUCCUCUUUCUCCGGCACGUCUCUCCCGCCUGGCUUGCGCUUCCCGACAGGCGCCAUCGUCGGCCGCCACUUCCUCGUCUUCGGCACCUUCCUCUCGAGCGCGAUCAACAACUUCUCGAUCUGGGCGCUCGACCUUGGGCCGGGCGGCGCGAAGGGCGUCAAGGACCGGAUCGAGAAGGGCGAGAAGCUUGAGUGGACGCGCGUUGAUCCGGGAAGUGUGUUGGCGAAGGGAAGCUGGAACAGGGCCGUGUCGUGGCGGAACAGCGUUGUCGUGCUGGGCGACCGAGAACGCGACAUCGCAUCCGAUUACGACCACCGACAAACCAACUUUGCGCACGUCGCCUUCAUCGACCUCGAGUCCUUUGGCAUCUACCAGCCUCCGCCGCAGUCCCUCCCACCGAUCGCACAAUCCUUCGGCCUUCUCACGCUCGCUCAACCAUUCUUGUCCGACUUCGAAAUCAUCUGCUCCGACGGCAAGCGGCUAGCCUGCUCGCGCAAGGUUCUUACCGACCGGUGGCCCUGGUUCGCCGCGAAGAUGGAAGAGUUCAAGUCGCGCGCGUUGGCAGUGCAAGCGGCUCAACAGCUCGGCAAGGCGCAGCCUGUCGAGAACGGCGCGACCAGCGAGACGCCUGCUUCGACGGCGACAGACGAUCUUCGCCUCACGCCUCGCACUCUCGACCUUCCCGAAGCGUCCUCCGUCGUCCAGGCAUUCCUCCAAUACCUCUACACCCUCACGCUCUGCACCCCUCUCCAGCUUCACCCACCCGUACUCGCCGCUCUCGCCAUCUUUUCCCGGACCUACGAAGACGACGCUCUCUGGGCGCUGUGUGUCCACGCUCUCCACGGCGUACUCGAGAAAGAGGUGCAGGCUGCGCCGCUCGUCUACGAGGCGGCGACGAUGAGCGGCAGCACAGCUUUGCAGAUUCGAGCCUUACGGACGAUGCUCAGCAAUCCGGCCGUGCGCAUGCGCCAAUCGCCGCGACCACCUUCGCAGCCCCAAGAUAUUUCUGCGGUGCCGCAGUCGGCGGGAGGCUUCGCUCGCGCUGUUGGCCCGCCAGCGCAAUCGACAACCACAGGUCGGCAACGAGCGCAUCCCGCGAACCUGCACAGUCUGUCGGCAGGACCGCCAGUCUCAACCUCUCGCACGCCGCGCCAGCUUCCGGGCCCGCUUCGCUCGCCUCGCUCGCCGCGCUUCCCAGAAGAUCCGCCACUGUCUCCCGCUCCUUCGUCCCCUCUGCCCCGCCCGCCGUCGAAGCCUUCGCCUUCCUCCCUAUGCUCAGGAUCCGAAACCUGCGACACUCAGUCGCUGCGCUCGAAGUCCUCGAAGCCGCCCUCGGAUGCCGUCGCUGAGCCCACCCCCGACGAAGUCGCGCCUAUCCCGGUGCCGCAAUGGUCGCCGUUCGCGCCAGAUCCGACACUCUCGCCGCGACUGGCGAGCGGCUUCUUCGACACUUCCCCCAGUACGGACUCGGUGCUUGCCUCGUCCCCGCCAUCGCUCGCGAGCCAUGGCCUUGCCAACUCGCCAACCCGCUCGACCCGGUCAGGCCCUCAUGCACCCUCGACAAGGUCACGCACAGACUCAGUCGGCCAGCGUUCUGUUGCGUCGACAUCGUCGAGCUGUGCGGGUGGACUUUACGGCUGGACGAACCUGCUCGAGCCGCAGAUCGAGGAGGACGAGGACGGUCCGGCCGUCGCAAGCGACUUCGCGGAAGUGAGAAACACGGCGAGAGGUUCGCUCAAUCUGCCGCAUCCGCACGAGGCGCGAACGCCGUCGAGCACGCUUCCGUCGCAGACGGCAACGACGUCUCGCCUUUCAGCCAGCUCCGCGAUGCCGAUCCAGCGACCCGGUGCGACCCCCCAGUCCUCUAAUACGAAGGGAGAAACGCACUGGGCUCCGUCUUUCUUCGACACGGUCAAGAGCGACGGGUCCGUCCGCAAUCCGCUCUCGUCGCGCAAGGCGACGCAGAUCUCGCAAGACCUGCUCGCUCAGCUUGACCUUGAUCGCCUCGUCGAGCAGUCGACAACACCUGCCGUCGCCGUUUCUCCGCCGAUUGCAGUCACAUCCUCCCUCGCCGACCAAUACUUCGACAACCCUCGACCUGCGCCAGCACCUUCCCCCUUGCCUCGCCUCGAUGCCGACUCGCCGGCGCCCCUCGCGACGUCGCCUGCGACUACGCCAGGCUUGCUCCCUGUAGCGUUCUCGCCGCCCUCGCGGCGGCACUCGCUAGAGCCUACGAGUGCAGUCACCUCUUCACCGAGAUCAUCGACUCCCUCGACACCCGGUCGCGGAGGCAAGAGUCGACCGUCGACUGCGUCCACCGUUUCCGGCUCGUCGGUCGCGAUGAGCAGCGGUCCGUCGUCGUCCGGCGAGAGCGUAUACUCUACCGACGAGCUCCUCACCCCGCCGACUCCGUCUGUCGGGCUACCGCCUCUUUCGCCGAAGAGCGCGCACACUCUGAGCCCGCUUCACGCUCUUCAGCAGCCAAAUGCUACGGUGCUCGACCGGCGUCCGUCUCUUCCGGCGGCAUCGAGCGCGAUUCGUACAGCGGUGGCGACGUCUACAACGACAGGCCAAAAGCGUGCAUCUCUCUCCUCGCGUCUUUCAACGAAGCCGCUGUCGAAGAAGGAGGAGAGGCAGGCGCUCGAGCUGUCGGUGGGCAGGAAGGUCCUUGAGGCAGCCGGAGCGAGCGAGACGGAGAUCCGCUUGCGAGCACGAAGCGUCGGACAUCAGGUUCUCAAGCAGCGAGAGGAGGAGGCGAAGCGCGGCGGGAAGGGCGGUAAGAACGCGGUGGCGCUCGGCGACUACUUGGGCGGGGUGGAGUUGUCGAGCAAGUUCAGCAUCGGGUAG
Messenger RNA from Rhodotorula toruloides NP11, 3993 nucleotides. RefSeq names its product regulatory protein Ral2. The record is from RefSeq and is a predicted model, not a curated record. Gene Ontology annotation, biological process: cell redox homeostasis. NCBI's taxonomy places the organism in Eukaryota, Fungi, Basidiomycota, Microbotryomycetes, Sporidiobolales, Sporidiobolaceae. Gene Ontology annotation, cellular component: mitochondrion; cytosol. The coding region runs from base 1 to 3993 and encodes 1330 amino acids. Gene Ontology annotation, molecular function: protein binding. The transcript is spliced from 5 exons.